This is a messenger RNA of Andrographis paniculata, 2675 nucleotides long. RefSeq names its product microtubule-associated protein 70-1-like. NCBI's taxonomy places the organism in Eukaryota, Viridiplantae, Streptophyta, Magnoliopsida, Lamiales, Acanthaceae. Gene Ontology annotation, molecular function: microtubule binding. The record is from RefSeq and is a predicted model, not a curated record. The coding region runs from base 308 to 2179 and encodes 623 amino acids. Gene Ontology annotation, biological process: cytoskeleton organization. The transcript has 11 exons.
UGACGGUUGUAUAUUUUUUUAUUUUUUAUUUUUAAAAUUUGUUUUCUUCGUAGAGAGAGAAACGUAAGAGAGAGAAGAUAGAUGAAUUUGAACUGCAAUAUCCUCUCUGUCCCUUUCUCUCUCUAGAAAGAUACUCCUAUCUUCACACUGAUUGUACCCACUGCAGGCUGCUGUUUGUGGAACUCAUCUCUCCGGACGCCUUGUUUCUCCUUUCGAUUGUGUAGAUUGAUAGGUAUUUACACAUUUUUGUUGUGAGGUUGGAUUUCGGAGAUUUGAUGCGCGCUGCAAAAAUUUGAAUAGAUCGGCGAUGGCGGAGGUUUCCGGCGAGGGAGGUAUUGGCGUGUCGGCGGAGGUGGUUACUGGAGAGACAAGGGACAAUGCGCCUGCGACGACGCCGCUGAUGGUGUCGGCGUCGUUCAAGGAGGGAGGGAAAAGUUCGUCGACGCGGCGGAGGGCGUCCGUCCGGCCGAGCCUCGACGCAGAUGAGUUUAUAAAUCUACUGCACGGUUCGGAUCCGGUGAAGCUGGAGCUCAAUCGACUGGAGAACGAAGUCAGAGAUAAGGAAAGGGAGUUGGGGGAAGCGUACUCUCAGAUCAAGGCUUUGAAAUUUUCCGAAAGGCUACGCGAAAAAGCCGUCGAAGAGACCACUGAAGAGUUGGCAAGGGUGGAAGAGAAGCUCAAAUUAACAGAAUCUCUUCUGGAAAGCAAGAAUCUUGAUAUUAAGAGACUUAAUGAUGAAAAGAAGGCCUCCAUGGCAGCUCAGUUUGCGGCAGAAGCCACACUUCGUAGAGUUCAUGCAGCCCAGAAAGAUGAUGAUAUGCCUCCAAUUGAAGCUAUCUUGGCUCCAUUGGAGGCUGAGCUUAAACUUGCUCGGCAGGAGAUUGCAAAAUUGCAAGAUGAUAACAAAGCAUUAGACCGGCUCACCAAGUCAAAAGAGGCUGCUCUACUAGAAGCUGAGAGAACUGUGCAGGUAGCGUUGGCAAAAGCUUCUCUGGUGGAUGAUCUCCAAAACAAGAACCAGGAACUGAUGAAGCAAAUAGAAAUUUGUCAGGAAGAGAAUAAGAUAUUGGAUAAAAUGCAUCGUCAAAAAGUUGCAGAGGUUGAAAAGCUUACCCAAACUGUACGUGAGCUUGAAGAAGCAGUGCUUGCUGGUGGUGCAGCUGCCAAUGCUGUACGUGACUACCAGCGGAAAGUUCAGGAGUUGAAUGAAGAAAGAAAAACACUAGAUAGGGAGCUUGCUCGUGCCAAAGUAACAGCAAAUAGGGUGGCGACUGUGGUAGCUAAUGAAUGGAAAGAUUCUAAUGACAAGGUUAUGCCUGUUAAACAAUGGCUAGAAGAAAGGAGAUUCUUGCAGGGAGAGAUGCUACAACUUAAGGAGAAACUUGCUAUAGCUGACAGAGCUGCAAAAUCUGAAGCUCAAUUGAAAGAAAAAUAUCAAGCACGGUUGAAAGUUCUUGAAGAGACUUUGCGAUCUCCAAAUACCACAACUCGUGUUCCAUCUGAUGGACGUAGCUCAAGCAAUGGUGCUUCACGUCGUCAGUCACUUGGGGGAGCUGAAAAUAUAUCAAAAUUGACUUCCAAUGGUUUGUUACCUCGGAGGUCACCAUCAUUUCAGUUGAGAUCUUCUGGUAGCAGUACAGUGUUGAAACAUGCGAAAGGUACAUCAAAGUCCUUUGAUGGAGGUUCUCGGUCUUCAGACAGGAGCAAAGUUCUCUUGAAUGGAUUAGGGCCGAAUUUUAAGCAGAGCCAAUCCUGUGAUGGAACUAAAGAAACUGAAACACAAAAUAAUACAUGGAAAGAUACUCAAGUGGAGAAAACCAGUGAUAUACCAGUAGCAGAGACAGAUGAUACUGUGUCGGGGUUGUUGUAUGAUUUAUUGCAAAAAGAGGUGGUUUCACUUAGAAAAGCAGUACAUGAGAAGGAUCAGAGUUUGAAAGACAAGGAUGAUGCAAUUGAGAUGUUAGCAAAGAAGGUAGACACUUUGACUAAAGCAAUGGAAGUUGAAGCCAAAAAGAUGAGACGAGAGGUGGCUGCUAUGGAGAAGGAGGUGGCUGCAAUGCGCGUUGAGAAGGAACAUGAAAAUAGAACUAAACGUCUAGGGAAUCCAAAAAGUAACAGUUCGCAGAUCAUACCUGGAAGGUCUGUAUCGAGAAGUGGAUCCAUGCGGAGCAUGCAAUAACAGAAUGAUACCCCUGCCACAGUGAACACCCCCUGGAUUAUAUUGGGUCCUUCAUAUCCACGACUUGUUCUCAAAAUUUGCUGUUGUUUGUAUAAUUUUAACAAGCAUGCAUAUGCCAAUGGCUCUUUGGUUGUGGCAAGAGAAGAGAAAAAUUAGAAAAAUACUGCAAUGAUGAUGGGGAGAGAUCUGAUGGCUAUGGCUAUGGCAAUGGUAAUGAUAGAGGUGAGCUUCUGACUUAGACUACAUAACCCAUCUCUGUUAGAUAUCAGAAAAAAGAAAGAAAUAUCAAAAGUUGAUCUAACCUUUUGGCAGAGAGAGACGGAUAUACAUAUACAUAUAUGUAUCUAUAUAUAUUGGAGUGGGAGGCAGUCUAUUGUGGCGUUGUUGUUGUAUAGGUUGAAAGCAGCUUAACUCUUGUUUGUUUGUUUGUUGGUUACUUUAUUUGUUUGGUGUCAUAUUCUCUACUACAUAUUGAAAUCUGGUGCAGUUAGUUUGA